This is a messenger RNA of Haemonchus placei, 1338 nucleotides long. Lineage: Eukaryota; Metazoa; Nematoda; Chromadorea; Rhabditida; Trichostrongylidae. The record is from the annotation of a GenBank genome assembly.
AUGGAUAUUUGCUUGUCAGAAAUCGCCGUGCUACGCGCGCCGUACCCUUUACUUUUAAACUAUUUUCAGAUUUUCACUAUCCGUAUAGACUCAGGUCAUCCAUUCAAAGACUGUCUCCCGUUUUCGAUAGCAGCACUGCCAAAGAAGAAACUUCUGCAAGCAGAAGCGAAACUUCAAGAGAAACGGCGCCAGUGGAUUCUGAUUGUUCGUUUUCGCAGUGAAGAAGUCCGCGAUUUCUAUGCGCUGGGAGACCAACAAGAAAAAGAUGAGUCGCAUGUCGAUCUCGGCCCGAAAGAAAUUACAACAGCUUGUGCUGCUGAUUUCGACUUCUUAACGACACUUGGAAAAGGAAGUUUUGGACGAGUCUUCCAAGUCAUGCAUAAGGAAAGUGGCAAAAUCUAUGCAAUGAAGGUUCUUUCAAAGGAGCACAUCAGGAGAAAGAACGAGGUGAAACACGUCAUGGCCGAGUUAAGCGUUCUGAAAGCGAAUUUCCGUCAUCCGUUCCUCGUUUCUCUGCACUUCUCUUUCCAAAACAAGGAGAAGUUGUAUUUCGUGCUUGACCAUCUGAAUGGGGGAGAGCUCUUUUCACAUCUACAAAAAGAAAAACAUUUCUCCGAGCCGCGCACCAGAUUCUAUUCUGCUCAGAUCGCAUCAGCUCUUGGAUAUCUGCAUGAAAACAACAUUGUUUACAGGGACUUGAAACCUGAAAACUUGCUGCUGGACAAACACGGUUACGUUGUUCUUACCGACUUCGGGCUGUGUAAAGAAGGCAUGAUGCCAAAUUCGCUCACCAGCACGUUCUGCGGCACUCCUGAAUACCUUGCUCCCGAAAUCAUAUUAAAAAAGCCAUACAACGUUGCCGUUGACUGGUGGUGUCUUGGGUCGGUUAUGUAUGAAAUGCUCUAUGGCCUGCCGCCUUUCUACUCCAGAGAUCACAACGAAAUGUAUAAUCGAAUUGUGAACGAAACCCUCAAAAUCAAGAAAAGCAUCUCCAUUGCCUCUGCCGACAUUAUCACAGGCUUGCUCCAGAAGGAUAGAAACAAGCGAAUGGGUUCCAAAAAGGACUUCAAAGAACUGAAGGAACAUGAGUUCUUCAAACCAAUCGACUGGGAGAAACUUCUGCGGCAUGAGAUUAAAGCUCCUUUCAUACCCCAUAUCGACAGCGAGACCGAUGUUAGAAAUAUCGCCGAAGACUUCGUGAAAAUAAAAAUCAAUCCUGCUUCUCUUGCUCCUCAAAAUCUCGCUUCUACUCAUCAAGAUCACGAUUUCGUGAACUUCACGUACGUUCAGAAACACGACACCAUGACCACCGGUUUGCACGCAAACGUACAAGAAUGA